Polyodon spathula (Mississippi paddlefish) is the source of this 1037-nucleotide messenger RNA. RefSeq names its product centrosomal protein 20 (gene cep20). Gene Ontology annotation, molecular function: protein binding. Bases 3 to 584 code for a protein of 193 amino acids. Gene Ontology annotation, cellular component: motile cilium; centrosome; ciliary basal body. Gene Ontology annotation, biological process: cilium assembly; microtubule anchoring. Lineage: Eukaryota; Metazoa; Chordata; Actinopteri; Acipenseriformes; Polyodontidae. The record is from RefSeq and is a predicted model, not a curated record. The transcript is spliced from 5 exons.
UGAUGUUACUGGCUGUUUGGUUAAACUUGAUGGGUUAUGGACACCCCAUUCAAGGUCAGCAGUGGCAGUUAGUAACGAUGGCGACCAUAGCAGAGCUGAAAUCUGCGUUAAAAGAGACGCUGGAGUCGAGAGGCGUCCUGGGACAGCUGAAAGCCCGAAUCAGAGCCGAGGUGUUUAACGCGCUGGACGACGAGAGCGAGUCGAGGCCCCCUCUAUCCCACGAGAAUCUGCUCAUCAACGAGCUGAUCCGCGAAUACCUGGAGUUUAACAAAUACCGCUACACCGCCUCCGUAUUGACAGCAGAGUCUGGUCAGCCCGAGGUACCCCUGGACAGGGAGUUCAUGGCGAAUGAGCUGAAUGUGGUGGAAGACCCCAGCUCCAAAUCUGUACCUCUCCUCUAUGGGAUGCUUUCCCAUUUUCUUAAUGACAGUAAGGGGGAGAAAGGUGGAAUGACGUUCCUGAGGGGUCCGUCUGUGCCCGGCUCCAAAGAAAACGGGUUCAGUCAGCCAAAUAUUCCAGAGCUGGGGCAGGUGGCUGGACCAAGCAGCACAGAACCUUUCACGCUGCGUGGUGGGUACAGAUGACAGGGCUUCCUCACAGUGGAGUCAUGUUUCAUUUUAAAUCACAGUAACAUGGGUAGAUCUUCCCACAAUCCACCCAUGGAUAAGACACAAACAUAUAUAUUUUUUUUUAAAGGGGUGGUAAAAUAAAUAAAUUUAAAAAAGGACUAUUCAGGUUUACAGUGUGAAAUACACAAAUUGAGUGAGUGGAGAUUGUGGGUGCAAAUCCAAGGCCAGAUUUGGGUAGCUGGGUUUUUUUUAUUUAUAAUUUCUUUUACAAUGGGCUUUUAACAGAUAUUCCAAAGGACAGACAGCAAACUGUUCCUGUUGAACAGGAUUGAGGAAAAAGACAUGUAUGUUGGAACCAUGCGAUUCUGUAUGCGCACAAAUUCUGAGACUGUUGUGGUUUAAAUGUAGGAAUGUUUAAUAUGUUUGCAAAUGUAAUAGUUUUUUUUUUUUUUAUGUAAAAAAUUACUU